AAAAAUCCCAACAAUUCUGCGGCAAAAGAGAGGGGAGAGAGAGAGAGAGAGAACAAAGACGCAGUCGCGCACGAUCUCCAGACUAGAGAAGAACUGCCGGGCCACGAUCUCAACACAAACGGAUGCACAAGACGACGUGGGAGAAAAUCGGUGUACAAAUGGAUGCAUCAGGACUCAUCCCUCUUCCAAUUUACAGUUCAUACGAAAAUAGGAAACACAGAAAGAAAGAAGAGCAGAGCACAAUCAAAGCCAGGAGGAGGAGAAAGAGAAAGAAACAAAUCGGGUGACGGUUUGCAGACUUGCUAAUUGCCAUUGGGUCAUUUCAGAUUUUGGGUUUUGUUUUGCUCAAGUAGAAGACGAAUCCACUCUUGCAGACUUGAUAAUUCCCAUUGGGAUUUGAACCCAGGAGGAUAGGUUUGGUCCCUGCCGAAUUGUCCAGUUAUUUGGGUUCUAAGAGAUCUUGCUUAUGCUUCUCUCCAGUUGAUGGUGUCUCAUAAAACGAAAGUGAAUGACAAGAUUAGAGAGACGAAGGAACCAAGAAAUUGAAGACAAAAAGGAAGAGCAUAAACUGACAUGGUGAUGAAUCAAGCUCCCAUUCUUCUUCUUUCUUCCUGUUUGUUUGUUUUUUUUUUAUUGGUUUUUUUAAUUAGGCUCUUUGGCUUAGGUUUUUUGUUGGAUUUAGUAAGAUAGACCACUAAGAAGGGAAGUUGUCUAGACAACUGUGCUCACUUAUGGUCAGAUGGCAUGCAAACUGUGUUCUUUUUAUUGCUGAAUUCUCAUAUAGCAAUUACAAUUACCAAAAUCAUGCAACACCAUAUGAAUCUUAUAAUCUGUAAUAUCAUAUCCAUUUGUUUGGUGAAUCUCUAAUAGAUGUUGGGUGUUGUUAUUGUACUAACCGUGUUUAUAAGUUCAUGCCUUCUGUGUAUUAAAAUUCUUCUUUUAAAUAUAUUUACUUUUGGUUUGUGAGGAAAGACAACUCAUAGGGGUAGAACUGAAAGCAGAUCGAUAAGGACCUGUUGAUCCAUAUUCAAGCAUGUAUGUAUGCAUGCCAGAUUGGACAGUAGAUAUAAAAUCAUGGUCAGCAAGCAAAACUGAAAGCAGAUCGCUAAGGACCUAUAACCUAUUGAUCUAUAUUCAAGCUUGGACACUACAGAUAAAAUCAUGACCAGCAAGCAAAACUAAUACAGAAGGACCUGUUCAUCUAUAUUCAAGUAAACACCAAAAGACUGGGCAACUCGACGGUUAAAUCAGGUCCUGUUGGGUUCACAUACCACUAUGUCUGACUCAGGUUCACAUACUAGACCGAGUCAGGUUCACAGAGACGAAUCAGGGGCAACCCAGACUGUGGAUGCUUCAAGAACAGACACGACACAAAUGGAUCAUAGAGAGCGUGCACGUGCUAGCCAUCAAGAAUGGCGACAAUCGAUGAGUUCUACACAACAUGAAGCCUAUUUGGCGCGGCGGCGAGCUCAUGCUCGGGGAAAGCGACUAGCCGUGGAAAAUGUAAGUGACCAUGGACAAGAGGCGGGCCCAAGUAAUAGGAAUAGGCUAGCUCCAGUACACUCCGACAACGAGAGCAUAAGUUCAAGAGUUUCAUCCUAUUCCCAAAACCAUGACCAAGAUGCUACAAGGGUGCGCUUGACCCACAUAAGACAAUUAGCCCGUUCGACUACGUCUCGACCGAGCAAUGUGGUUAUUCAGAAUUCUAUGCCUUACGAGAUGCCUAAUGUCACAAUGAAUAAUCACGAUGAGGACCACAAUAACAACGAGCAUAUGAUGAAUAAUCAUGAGGAUCAGAACAACAACACUGAGCUAGAGAAUAACCAACAGGAUCAGCGCAGCAGCAGUGUUGACCCAGUGCGGCGUACAAGGAGAGCAGUAGUAAAUUACAACUGCGCUAGAGAUUUUAAUGAGGGAUGGGGUGUCCCAUUUUGUCGAUUGCCUGCACUAAGAACAUGUCCAUACUGCAAUGCACGGUUAUUUCAUCGAGAGACCUUCAAUUUGUGUUGUUCGAAAGGAAAUAUUGUUCUGCCUCUAAUACCCUCUCUGCCAGAGAUGAUCCAGCUCUUUUCUGACCAAACAGAUGCGGGUAGAAAAUUCAGACAAAAUAUCCAAGCCUAUAAUAAUGUGUUUGCGUUCACUUCAAUGGGUGUGCAUGUUGAUGAAUCCAUUAAUCUUCAAGGUCGUGGAAUUUAUACUUUUCGUGCACAGGGUUCUAUAUAUCAUAAGAUUGGUGGACUUUUACCAAGUGAAGGGGCGAGACCACGAUAUCUACAAGCUUACAUAUAUGACACCGAGCAUGAACUUGACAAUCGAUUGUCUGAAAGUGUAGUUUUAGACAGGGCACUGGUUGAAAAGAUACAACAGAUAUUGAAUCACUAUAAUCCAUUUGUCCAUCAAUUUCGAAGCCUCGGACAGCGCCAAGACUUGCCCAAUUGCAGGCUCAUCAUAAGAGAGCAGCCUUCUAAUCAACGUCAGUAUUGUUUACCAUCUGCAUCACAAGUUGCUGCUAUUAUAGUAGGAGGGGGCGACAUCAAUCCGAAUGGAAGAGAUUUAGUUGUCCAAACAAUUAGUGGAAGACUCUGGAAUGUUAAAGACUCGGUCGGAUAUUACGACCCCAUGCAGUAUCCUUUGUUAUUACCUUAUGGAACAUAUGGGUGGGAUAUUAAUAGUCAUGAUGAGAAUGGAAGACCUAUGUCAUGUUGCGACUAUUAUGCAUAUAUGUUACAGAUGCGCCCAGGUGAUGAAAAUCCUCUACUUCGAGGCGGACGGCUCUUACAACAGUAUGUUGUAGAUAAUUACGUGAAAAUUGAAUCACAAAAACUCAGAUGGCUUCGCAGUAACCAAGAUACAAUUAGGAAAGAAUUUUAUCAAGGACUUCAAGACUCUUUUAUUGCAGGGGAAAACAAUGCAGGUAACGUCGGUCAUAGGACAAUUCUGCCAUCAUCAUUUGUUGGAAGUCCACGUGAUAUGUACCAACGGUACCAAGAUGCGAUGGCUUUGGUUCAAAAGUAUGGCAGACCAGAUUUGUUUAUCACUAUGACAUGUAACCCGAAUUGGGAAGAAAUUAAAAGUGAGCUACUCCCUGGACAAACAUCACAAGAUCGUCCAGAUUUAGAGGUCAGGGUAUUUCGUUCAAAACUUGAGCAACUAAAAGAAGACAUCAUCACCAAAGGGGUAUUGGGAAGAGUUAUUGCUCAUGCUUUCGUCGUUGAAUUUCAGAAACGGGGCCUACCACAUGUACACAUGCUGAUCAUGUUGGAUGAAAAUGAUAAGCUUAAUAACCCUGAAGAUUAUGACCGCAUUGUUAGAGCAGAAAUACCAGAUAAAGAUGAAGAGCCUCAACUUUAUGAUUUGGUGUUGAAACAUAUGAUUCACGGUCCAUGUGGAACCUUAAACCAACAGUCUUCAGGUAUGAAAAAUGGGAGAUGCAAUAAAAGUUAUCCAAAAUCAUUUGCAAAUUUCACUGUGCAAGGAAACGAUGCAUAUCCUAUAUAUCGAAGACGAGCAAGUCGCUUACCAGUCCCUCUACGUAGAUCUGGAGAAACAAUGGUGGAUAAUAGUUGGGUUGUUCCUUAUAACCCGUGGUUGUUGCUACGGUAUGAUUGUCACAUCAAUGUUGAAAUAUGUGGAAGCAUAAAGAGUGUCAAAUACUUAUAUAAGUAUGUCUACAAAGGUCCUGAUAGAGUUGCAGUUCAAGUGCAAUCUGACCCGGAGUUCGAUGAAAUAAGACAAUUUGUCGAUGCAAGGUGGGUUUGUGCACCAGAGGCUUUAUGGAGGAUAUUUAAAUUUGUAAUGAACAGAAUAUAUCCAACAGUCGACAGAUUACAAAUACAUCUUCCAAACAUGCAACAAAUCAGAUUCAAUGCAAAUGAGACUGUAGAAGACAUUCUAGCAGAUGAGCAUGCACAGAAGUCUAUGCUUACUGAAUAUUUCACCAUGAACCGUAUGGAUCCGGAAGCAAGACGAUAUCUGUAUCGAGAAUUCCCUCAAUACUAUAGGUGGGAUAGUAAGCACAAAGCUUGGGUGAAAAGAAGGAACAACUACAAGGUAAUUGGAAGAAUAUACAGUGUUUCACCCUCCGAAGGUGAGAAAUUUUACCUACGUGUCCUUCUCAAUCAUAUAAGAGGACCGAGAUCAUUUCGUGAUUUGCUUACUAUUAAUGGAGUUCUGCAAACUACUUUUAAGGAAGCGGUAGAGAAACGAGGUUUGCUAGAAGAUGACAAUAGCAUCCAACAAUGUCUAUUAGAGACCUCUGCAAUUAGAAUGCCAUCAGCUUUGAGAAGAUUAUUCGUCACAAUUUUGGUGUAUAGUCAACCAACUGGUGUUCGAAGAUUGUGGGAUGAAUUUUAUCCUUUCAUGAUUGAAGAUUAUUCUUCUUCAAGUGAUAUUGUAGAUAUUUUUGUCAGAAACAGGUUACUUCGAGAUCUAAACAGAAUGCUAGAACAAUUUAAUAAGGGCACUGGAGAAUUUGAUCUGCCUGAAAUGACAAGUGAGCCAGAAGAUAGUCUAGGAAUACCGAGAUGUAUUGAAGACGAAAUUUCUAUAAAUAUCCCGCAAGAAGAUAUUGAUGCAAUUGACCACCUUAACAACGACCAAAUGAUUGCAUUCAACACUAUAAUGGCCGCAGUUGAGGGAAGAGAAAGUGCAUUAUUUUUUAUCGAUGGUCCUGGAGGUACUGGGAAGACAUACUUAUAUCGUGCAUUGCUAGCAAAGUUGAGAAGAAUGAAUCAUAUAGUCUUAGCCACAGCAUCAUCUGGAAUUGCUGCAAAUUUAUUGCCCGGCGGGAGGACAGCUCACUCUAGAUUCAAGAUUCCACUCAAUGUAGAUGCAUCAUCCAUGUGUUCCAUAAGUAAACAGUCUGCUCUAGCACGACUGGUACAAGAUUCCACUGCAAUUAUUUGGGAUGAGGCACCUAUGACGCAUCGACAUGUGUUUGAAGCACUUGAUCGAACAUUUCGAGACAUAAUGGAUGUCGAAUUACCGUUUGGUGGAAAGAAAAUGAUUUUUGGGGGAGAUUUUCGUCAAGUUCUGAUAGAAGCAUUUUAA
This is a messenger RNA of Rosa rugosa (rugosa rose), 5049 nucleotides long. RefSeq lists its product as uncharacterized. Lineage: Eukaryota; Viridiplantae; Streptophyta; Magnoliopsida; Rosales; Rosaceae. The record is from RefSeq and is a predicted model, not a curated record. The transcript is spliced from 12 exons. Gene Ontology annotation, molecular function: DNA helicase activity. Gene Ontology annotation, biological process: telomere maintenance; DNA repair. Bases 1276 to 5049 code for a protein of 1257 amino acids.